AGGGAAAAGUCCAAGUUUUGUUGCAAUCCUGGCCCCACGCUGGAUUUGCUAUUCAUGAUUGCUUCUUUGAAUAUCAAAUGGGAUAACCCUAUUAGCUCCUCCUUUAUUUCUUAGUUUUUUGGACAGUUAUUGAUUUAUAAACAUUUGCUUCCUUCUGGUGUUGGGCAAUUUGAUUUGCUUUUUGUUGGGUGGCAUUAUGUCGGGCACCGUGGAGCUAAAAGAUCAAGAAAUGGUGGAUAGGAGUGCCCCUGAGGAGUCUCAGAAGUCUAUGCCAUUAUCUGAAGAGGAGGAAGCAGCUGUGAAAAAGAAGUAUGGAGGGAUCAUGCCCAAAAAACCCCCACUCAUUUCUAAGGACCAUGAGCGUGCUUAUUUUGAUUCAGCUGAUUGGGCUCUUGGAAAGCAGCAAGGUGUUUCGAAGCCAAAAGGACCGCUUGAGGCUCUUCGGCCAAAGUUGCAGCCCACACAACAGCAAACACGAUAUAGAAAAUCUCCUUAUGCUCCUUCUGAUGGUGAAGAUGCAGGUAGUGCUCCAUCUGAGGAAGCAAGUGGAAAUGAAUGAGAGAUUGUUGUUGACCUUUUCACUCAUGAUAUGAUUGCUAGUUCUAUGAGUGAGUAGCUUUACAAAUAUUAACAAGGUUUUUUUAUACACACACACGGUGUGUCUGUGUUAGCCCUGGGUUUAUUAAUAUAGGAUAUUUAUCCAACUAGAAACAUAUUAUCAAUUAGAAAUAUUAGUUUAUUAGGAAUUAGUGUCUAAGUUAUAUAAUGUUAUCGAUUUGGAUUACUGUUAGAUUUGUAAUUAUAUGAAUGGUAGAGUUGUGGGAAGGAUCAGAGGGGUUUUUCAAGAAUUAAAUUUAACUUAGCUUUGUAUUCUUUGAGGUGGAGCACCACUGGAGUGUCCAGGUGAAGUGCCAAAAGAUUUUAUCCUUGUAAUAGUGGUUUAUUCAGUACUAAAAUUUAAAAUAGUUAAUUAAUA
Molecule: messenger RNA, 976 nt
Organism: Mangifera indica (mango)
Lineage: Eukaryota; Viridiplantae; Streptophyta; Magnoliopsida; Sapindales; Anacardiaceae
Exons: 8
Coding region: 197-559 (120 amino acids)
Cellular component (GO): cytoplasm
Molecular function (GO): protein phosphatase inhibitor activity
Source: RefSeq, a predicted model, not a curated record